GCACCAGCCACAAUUCCAGAACCAAGGAGCAGUGGACAGCGCCUCGGACAUGCAUUCAGUAAAGCCAGAAAACACAAUGCACACAGCGCCUUCACAGACUUAAACUCACAUCGUGUGCGCGCGUGUGUGUGUAGUGGUUACUAGUCAAACAACCGACAGGGGUGGUGAGCGGGGACCAUCAGCACAGCACAGCACACCGGAGACGUCAAUAAUGCACUCUACGGGCAGCUCGAGUUGACAGCACAGCACAGCCGAUUUCUUUCACAGGCACAGAAGUAAGGUUAUUCAAAGGAAGUAACGGAGUUCUACCUAGCUUAGCCACAUUCAGAGCAGUUAUCACCGUGUAUAACAUUGUUCGCGAUGAUGUAAAAACAAACACGCAAAUACUCUAUGCAUGACAUGAUCUCUUCUUGUGUUACCGAAUGAAGAUGCACCUAACAUUUAUCGAUGGACUGUAUGGCAGCCACCAUGAAACUCGUUCUGACAUUCUGCGUUCUCCUCGUAACUUUAAUAAAAAGAAGCAGCUCAGCAGAUGCAGAGGAGAGGCUGAUGAACAACCUGCUCUCCCAGGAACGAUACAACAAACUGAUCCGGCCAGCUGUUAACAGCACACAGCGGGUCUCCAUUCAGCUCCAGGUCUCGCUCGCACAGCUCAUCAGUGUGAAUGAAAGAGAGCAGAUCAUGACCACAAAUGUCUGGCUUAAUCAGGAGUGGGAUGAUUAUCGUCUGAGUUGGGACCCUUCGGAGUAUGAUGGAAUUGACAAAAUAAGGAUACCUUCUCGACACAUAUGGCUUCCUGAUAUAAUGCUGUACAACAAUGCGGAUGGCACAUAUGAGGUGUCUCUCUUCACGAAUACAGUGGUGCAGUUCAAUGGAAGUAUUUUCUGGCUCCCUCCUGCGAUUUACAAAAGCGCCUGCAAGAUUGAGGUCAAACACUUCCCGUUUGACCAGCAAAACUGCACCCUCAAGUUCCGCUCUUGGACUUACGACCAUACAGAGAUUGACCUAGUGCUGAAGAAUGAGGUGGCCAGAAUGGAUGACUUUACCCCAAGUGGGGAGUGGGACAUCGUAGCGCUUCCUGGACGGAGGAUCGUCAAUCCUCUGGAUCCUACCUAUGUAGAUGUCACCUAUGACUUCAUUAUUAAGAGGAAGCCCUUGUUUUACACCAUCAACCUUAUCAUCCCUUGUGUGCUCAUCACCUCUUUGGCCAUCCUGGUCUUCUACCUCCCCUCAGACUGUGGCGAGAAGAUGACCCUGUGCAUCUCAGUCCUUCUGGCCCUCACUGUCUUCCUGCUUCUGAUCUCUAAGAUUGUACCGCCCACUUCCUUGGAUGUCCCCUUGAUCGGGAAAUACUUGAUGUUCGCAAUGGUCUUGGUGACCUUCUCCAUCAUCACCAGUGUUUGUGUCCUCAACGUCCAUCACCGCUCCCCCAGCACUCACACCAUGCCAUCCUGGGUCAAAGUAGUCUUCAUGGUGAAGCUGCCUGCCUUACUAUUCAUGAAGCGCCCCGAGAACAGCUCAGCCAGACAGAGGCUUUGUCAGCAACAGAUGAGGCUUCGCAAGGCUGCACUGGCCGCCUCCCCUCAUAUUGCCUUCACUUCCAUCUGUUCCUCCUCUCCUGGACACUUCUACAAAAAUGCCACUUACUUUGUCAACCCUGCCAGGAAAGCAGAUAUACCGGAUAGCUUUUCAGGCCAGCAGGACCUCCGUCAACGUGGUUCAGCACGCUAUGGUCCUGAAGUCCUGGAGGCUGUCGAAGGGGUCCGGUUUGUUGCUGAUCAUAUGAGGGGAGACGAUGAUGAUAAAAGUGUGAUUGAAGACUGGAAAUAUGUGGCAAUGGUGGUGGAUCGGAUGUUUAUGUGGAUUUUUGUCUUUGUCUGUGUGGUGGGAACUCUUGGACUUUUCCUCCAACCUCUCUUUUAGAAUCACAUAGUGUGAUGAUCAGCCACCCUAAACUUCAUCUGCAACCAAACCCCCCCCCCCCCCCC
Messenger RNA from Polyodon spathula (Mississippi paddlefish), 1988 nucleotides. Its product is annotated as neuronal acetylcholine receptor subunit beta-4-like. The transcript is spliced from 6 exons. Gene Ontology annotation, molecular function: acetylcholine-gated monoatomic cation-selective channel activity; transmembrane signaling receptor activity. NCBI's taxonomy places the organism in Eukaryota, Metazoa, Chordata, Actinopteri, Acipenseriformes, Polyodontidae. The record is from RefSeq and is a predicted model, not a curated record. Gene Ontology annotation, cellular component: synapse; postsynaptic membrane; neuron projection. Gene Ontology annotation, biological process: nervous system process; regulation of membrane potential; signal transduction. The coding region runs from base 448 to 1923 and encodes 491 amino acids.